GGGAUUUUGAUAAUCAGGGAAUGAGUUAGGGUAUGGGAGUGAACCUGGAUAUUGGGUAUGACGAAGGGGACGAUUCACCGCUGUUGUUUUGGUUCGAGAAAUUUGGAGAAUAAGCAAAGGCUCAUCACUCUAUGUGGAGAAACCAAGCCACGUUUUAAUUUCAGCGAACGGCAUGUUCUCCUCUGGAUUUUAUCCAGUGGGCAAUAACACAUGUUGCUUCGCAAUAUGGUUUAGUCAAUCGUUGGAUGAUGGGAGUCACACAGUGGUUUGGAUGGCCAACCGAGACCGACCACUUAACGGAAAAAGGUCAAAGCUCUCCUUGCUAAAAACCGGUAAUAUUAUCUUGACAGAUGCUGAUCGUCUCACUGUUUGGACCACCGACACUAUGUCAGCUUCUUCGGUGCAAUUAGAACUUUAUGACACCGGUAAUCUUGUUCUCCAUACUUUGGAGGGUAAAAUUCUUUGGGAAAGCUUUGAUUCACCAACAGAUACUCUUCUUCCUCAACAAAUAUUCACCAGAAACACAAUACUUGUUUCAUCAAGAAGCCAAAGCAAUUAUUCUUCUGGUUUCUACAAGCUCUAUUUUGAUGAUGAUAACGUUCUUCGUCUUCGCUUUGAUGGUCAUGAAACAUCCAGCAUUUAUUGGCCUGUCUCGUGGCUGCGACCAUGGGAAUCUGGAAGGUCCACCUACAAUAAUAGUAGAACUGCAGUAUUCGAUUUGUCUGGCCAUUUCAACUCAACUGAUGAUUUGUUCUUCUUGGCCGCAGAUUUGGGCUCAGGGCCUCAAAGAAGAUUGACGGUUGAUACUGAUGGCAAUAUUAGAUUGUACAGUCUAGAUGAAAAGUUGAGAGCUUGGGCUGUUUCAUGGCAAGCCAUAUCCAACCCAUGCAGCAUUCAUGGCAUUUGUGGACCCUACAGUCUUUGCACUUACGCUGCUGAAAGUGGUAGGAGAUGCAAUUGCUUAGUAGGAUACAAGAUGAAAGAUCACACAGAUUGGUCUUAUGGUUGUGAACAAGAUUUCAAUCUCUGCAACAAUGAUGCGGCUGUUUUCAUUGAACUUCCUAAUGCUGCUUUCUAUGGCUAUGAUAUUGGGUACUUCCCAAAUCAAACCUUACAGUGGUGUGAAGAGAAGUGUUUGCAGGAUUGCAAUUGCAAAGGUUAUCAAUACUCAUUUUACAAGUCAAAUGGUUAUGGUUACUAUUGUUGUUACCCCAAGACUAUGUUGCUCAAUGGGUAUCGCUCGAAGCAACUUGGAGAAUCCAUGUACAUAAAAUUGCCAAAAUCUAAUAUCUCCUCCUAUGAUAAGCCCAUUCAAGAAUUCUGGUUAGAUUGCUCGCACCAAGUUACAGCACCCCUCGACAGAACUUACAAGAAUAAGCAAGAAAAUGGCACGGUGAAGUUCAUGCUUUGGUUCGCUUGUGGAUGUGGAGGAGUUGAGAUCAUCGGUUUCUUGUUUGUUCAAUAUGUAUUGUUUAGAAACCGUCAAGGCUCUGGUGCUGCUGAGAAAGGUUACCUUCAAAUCGCAACCAGAUUCAAAAGAUUCACCUAUGCUGAGCUUAAGAAGGCAGCACGUGAUUUCAGUGUAGAAAUCGGGAGAGGAGGUAGUGGUGUUGUAUAUAAAGGCAUAUUAUCUGACAAUAGAGUUGCAGCAAUCAAGUGUCUCAGCGAAGCUAGCCAAGGAGAAGCAGAAUUUCUAGCAGAAGUAAGCACAAUUGGGAGGCUUAAUCACAUGAACUUGAUAGAGACAUGGGGUUAUUGUGCGGAGGGAAAGCACAGACUUUUGGUGUAUGAGUACAUGGAGCAGGGAUCUUUAGCAGAAAACCUAACUUCCAAUAGUCUUGAUUGGAAAAAGAGGUUUGAAAUUGCCUUGGGUACUGCCAAGGGUCUAGCUUAUUUACAUGAAGAGUGCUUGGAGUGGGUUUUACACUGUGAUGUAAAGCCUCAGAAUAUACUAUUAGACUCUAAUUACCACCCAAAACUUGCAGAUUUUGGCCUGUCUAAACUCUUGAAUAGAUGUGGCAUUGAUAAUUCAAGCUUCUCUGGGAUAAGAGGUACUAGAGGUUACAUGGCUCCUGAAUGGGUUUUUAAUAUGCCCAUCACUUCCAAAGUUGAUGUUUAUAGCUACGGGAUUGUCAUGUUGGAGAUGAUAACCGGAAGGAGCCCUUUCGGUGUCCACACCAUGGAUGAUAAUGGGGUAAUGGAGCAGAGAAGGUUGGUCACACGGGUGAGGGAGAAGAUGGAUGGAGCUGCAGAAAAUGCAUCAUGGAUUGAAGAAAUUGUAGACUGUAACAUGGCUGGUGAAUAUGACAAGGGUAAGAUGGAGCUUCUGGUUAGAGUGGCUCUGCAAUGUGCAGAACAGGAAGACAGAGAUGCGAGACCCACCGUGAGUAAAGUAGUGGAGGUACUUCUGGACCAUGAAUAUGAUGACUUUUAAAAGUCAGUCCUUGGAUUGUAUAUAUGGCAAUUUAUAAUUUUGAGUAUGUUAAGCUUUUAAUAUAUUGGCUUCCAGAAUCUUAUCUUUUUUGUGGUAGCAACUUUUCUUA
Molecule: messenger RNA, 2543 nt
Organism: Cornus florida
Lineage: Eukaryota; Viridiplantae; Streptophyta; Magnoliopsida; Cornales; Cornaceae
Product: putative receptor protein kinase ZmPK1
Exons: 2
Coding region: 173-2434 (753 amino acids)
Biological process (GO): recognition of pollen; protein phosphorylation
Molecular function (GO): ATP binding; protein serine/threonine kinase activity
Source: RefSeq, a predicted model, not a curated record